Linum tenue is the source of this 311-nucleotide messenger RNA. The record is from the annotation of a GenBank genome assembly. NCBI's taxonomy places the organism in Eukaryota, Viridiplantae, Streptophyta, Magnoliopsida, Malpighiales, Linaceae.
UUUGAACGUAGGACGAGGGCAUGAGAGAGCGGAGCAAGGCGAGGUACUCGUUCAUCUGCUUCCUCCUGUUGCGCUCCACCGCGAUGUGGGUCAUCCUCUGGCUCUCUAUCUCCUCUUCGUUCUUCGCGUUCUUGGUCCGCCGCCGCUUCCGCCGUGCUGCAGGGGGAACGGAUGCGGACGCCGCCGUCACAGGCGGCGGCGGGUUGAAAAAUGCGCCGUCGAAUCCGUUGGUGCAGGGAUCGGGGGAGGAGGUAGAGUGGCGGUGAUUAUUGUUGUAAUUGUAAUAACAACAAUCCCAGCAGCUGCUGCUG